Columba livia (rock pigeon) is the source of this 3763-nucleotide messenger RNA. RefSeq names its product 5-hydroxytryptamine receptor 1A (gene HTR1A). Gene Ontology annotation, cellular component: plasma membrane. The record is from RefSeq and is a predicted model, not a curated record. Lineage: Eukaryota; Metazoa; Chordata; Aves; Columbiformes; Columbidae. Gene Ontology annotation, biological process: regulation of hormone secretion; adenylate cyclase-activating adrenergic receptor signaling pathway; regulation of vasoconstriction. Gene Ontology annotation, molecular function: dopamine neurotransmitter receptor activity, coupled via Gs; G protein-coupled serotonin receptor activity. The transcript is spliced from 2 exons. Bases 985 to 2226 code for a protein of 413 amino acids.
CUGCUGCCCGUGAUCCCUCUAGCCCUGCACCCUCGGCGGCACAACUGGUGCUGCUACCCGGGCAACCCCGGCGGCACUGUGCCAGCUGCGGCCGAAGUGGCGGCCGGGCAGGGGGCGAGACUGCAGAUCAGCAGAUAGUCCCACCAGCCCCGGCGACCGGGGGUGCCCGCCGAGUCCUUCCUGGGCGCCGCGCCCUCCGGCCGCCGCCGCCUGCCUGCAGGUGGCGAUAAAUACCUCCGGCACCACCCGCCCCGGUACCCCCGUUCCCAGGCAGCCCUGGCGUGUUUAUUGCCCCCCGCCUCAGGCGACAGUGCCUGGCUACGGAAAGUGUCUCCCCGCUUCACUCUCCCCGCACAAGCUCCGGCGCCUGUCCCAAAGGGAAGCCCAGAGCCCCCGCUGACCGGGGCGGAGCUGAGGGGAGGAGAUUUGAAGGGGGCGGGGGUAGGGCUAAGUCGUGGUGGGUUCCUCUGCCGUGUCCCCGCAGCGGGGAAGGGGCGGUGGGAAGUGACGGACACCUGCAUCCUCCCUCCCAGUCCACCGGCGGCGCCGGGGGACGAUGGCAACCCAGCGAGACCCCCCCACUGAAGGGCGGGAUGGAGGGGGGGACGGAAGGGGAGGGGAAGGAGGGAGGCAGAACGCGAGGGGAGAGCGGAGAGGCAGAGCAGGAAGGAGCGGUGCGGGCGAGCGGCGGAGCAAGGGGCAGCAGCUCGGCGAGCGGUGGCUGGAGGGCCGCCCCCGCCGCCUGGGGCUGCACGCUGGGCAGAGGCGGUGAGAAUGGGCGGGCGCGGGGCGGCUCCGCCAGCCGCCGUCCUCCGCGCCUCGGCCGCCUCCUGCCGCGCUAUAUAGGGGAGGGAGGGGUGACGGACGGGGGGGCUGCCCGGCGUGGCCAAAGCGCACGGGGCGGCGAUGCCUCCUGCCAGGGGAGCGCACAAGUGACCGGCGCCUCUUCCAUGCCCAUCUCUUGAAGCGACCCCCCCGCCCGGCAUGGAUGUGGCCAACAACACUACCUCCCCAGAGCGCUCCCCCGAGGGGGCAGGCGGCCCCGGCCUCGCAGAGGUGACCCUGGGCUACCAGCUGCUCACCUCCCUGCUCCUGGGCACACUCAUCCUGUGCGCCGUGAGCGGCAACGCCUGCGUGAUCGCGGCCAUCGCCCUGGAGCGCUCCCUGCAAACCGUAGCCAACUAUCUCAUCGGCUCGCUGGCUGUCACCGACCUCAUGGUGUCCGUGCUGGUGCUGCCCAUGGCCGCCCUGUACCAGGUUCUGAACAAGUGGACUCUGGGGCAGGUCACCUGCGACAUUUUCAUAUCGCUGGACGUGCUGUGCUGCACCUCUUCUAUCCUGCACCUGUGCGCCAUCGCCUUGGACAGGUACUGGGCCAUCACGGACCCCAUCGACUAUGUCAACAAGCGGACUCCCCGGAGGGCAGCCGUGCUCAUCAGUCUGACCUGGCUCAUCGGCUUCUUGAUAUCCAUCCCGCCCAUGCUGGGCUGGAGGACGCCCGAGGACCGCUCGGACCCCGACGCGUGCACCAUCAGCAAGGACCACGGGUACACCAUCUACUCCACUUUCGGCGCCUUCUACAUCCCUCUCCUCCUCAUGCUGGUGCUCUACGGCCGCAUCUUCAAGGCGGCCCGCUUCAGGAUCCGCAAGACCGUCAAGAAGGCGGAGAAGAAGAAAAUCGCCGACACCUGCCUCACCCUCUCCCCGUCCGCCCUGCAGAAGAAAACCAACGGGGAGUCUGGCAAGGGUUGGCGGCGAACUGUGGAGCACAAGCCCGGCGUCUGUGUCAACGGCGCGGUUCGGCAGGGUGAGGACGGGGCCGCUCUGGAAAUCAUCGAGGUCCAGCGCUGCAACAGCUCCUCCAAGACUCACCUGCCGCUCCCCAGCGAGGCGUGCGGCUCCCCGCCGCCCCCCUCCUUCGAGAAGCGCAACGAGAAGAACACGGAAGCCAAGCGGAGGAUGGCUCUGUCACGGGAGAGGAAGACUGUCAAGACCCUGGGCAUCAUUAUGGGCACCUUCAUCCUCUGCUGGCUGCCCUUCUUCAUCGUGGCGCUGGUCCUGCCCUUUUGUGACAGUAAGUGCUACAUGCCCAAGUGGCUGGAGGCAGUCAUCAACUGGCUGGGCUACUCCAACUCCCUCCUCAAUCCCAUCAUCUAUGCCUAUUUCAACAAAGACUUCCAAAGUGCUUUUAAGAAAAUUAUCAAGUGCAAAUUUUGCAGGCAGUGAAGCCCGCCGCUCCGGGACGGGGCAGCGGAGGCUCCUGCCUCUCGCUCCGUCUGUCAGGUCCCCGCACCAGUGUACCCCCCGUCCAGCCCCUCUACAGCAUCGGCAUAAGGGCGGGUGGGCUCCGGCUUCACCCCCCCCCCCCUCCACCCUCGAGCUCCUCUCUCCUCCGCCAGUCGGACAAGCCCCGCGGGGCACGGCAAGGCAGGGCUUCGCCAGGGCCGGCGGGGGGAUGCCCGGGCCAGGAGGGCUCGGCGGCCGCCCGCGCCUCGCCGGGGCUCCGCUGCCGGGCGCCGGCGCUCCCACCUCCCUUCCUCCCUUCCAUCAUUCUGGGUAGACUUAGGGUUUGCAGGUCGUUGCUUGUGGUCGCUGUAAACCACAGUGUCUGCCCGAAGUAGCAUCGGUAAAAAUAAACCACCCUAUGCAGAAAACCGCCGUACUGGGGAUUCUUCUUGGAUUUAUGACGAGACGGCGCGGGACUCAGAGUCCGACCUCGGUCUAGCAGUGUGAGUAUGGAGGCUGAAGACUACUCCCCGAGCGGAGGAAGGCGUUUUGGGCUCGUCGCUUCCCGGGCUGUGAAACCACCAAGUGGAUUUUCUUGGGGGAAAAGCGACCGUGUUUUGUAACCUUGCAAGGCCGCUUGAAAGUUUAUUCGGAGACGUUGCGGCUGCUUCGGAGGCAGCCAGCUGCAGCACAUUUUGCUUGGGGAAAAAAAAAAUAAAGAAAACAAACAACAACAACAAAACGAACCAAGCCGAUCAACCAAAACACUGCCCAUGUGCUCCGUGGCAGCAGGGGAGGGGCCGAGAGCAUCCGCCGGCGGCAGCCGCAGGUGGCGAAAACGGCAUCUCGGCGCACGCUGGGAAGGGGCCGGCUCUCUCCUCCCCCAGGCCAGCUUCGCCGGGGAUGCGCACGACCCUCAUCACAAGCUGUGAGCUAGGGGCAGAAGCAGUCAGUGUCCCUGCAGUACCAAGAGCAGGGAGAGCCAAGCCUGGCCUGGUUGUACUCCGCGGCGGCUCCGCAAGUCUCCUCCCUCAGGGGAUUCCCCCUCUCCCGUUAAUCCCAGCUGCUUGGCCCCAGGAAACCGGGGGUGCUUCCCCGCCUGGCCCAGGGCUGGAGCAGGACAACCUUGCCCGCCCCACAGCCCCUCUGCCCGCCCUGCCACCCUGCCCUUUUCCUUCGUGCCGCCGGCUGCGGCCGGGACGUGGGCCCUCUCUCGGGCUGGGGGGGGAUGGCGCCAGAUGGGGUAAUGGGACUGGGCCGGCUACCGCGUACGUCUGCAACGGGCUGCCUGAAAUUAAUGCUUGACCAAAUAUAUAUAUAUAUAUAUAUAUUUUUCCUGUUUAUUUUUGUGCAAUCUGUUUCCUGUAGGUAAAAGGGAAUGUUAUCUCUGUGCGUCACGUGAAGUGUCCAGUCCUUUCUGAACUUCAACCGCUUACAUUAAAUGACAAUAGUGCUUUUAACAGCCUCAGAUAUAUAGCUGAUUUUCUGAAAAUCUUACUUGACCUCAUUUUCGCAAUUAAAGUGACCUUUGAUCUUA